Clarias gariepinus (North African catfish) is the source of this 1728-nucleotide messenger RNA. RefSeq names its product spermatogenesis associated 6 (gene spata6). The transcript has 12 exons. The coding region runs from base 14 to 1396 and encodes 460 amino acids. The record is from RefSeq and is a predicted model, not a curated record. Lineage: Eukaryota; Metazoa; Chordata; Actinopteri; Siluriformes; Clariidae. Gene Ontology annotation, biological process: spermatogenesis. Gene Ontology annotation, molecular function: myosin light chain binding.
CAGUGUGUUAAAGAUGGGCGGACUGACACCACCCGGGAAAUCUUCACAACCGAGAGCACGGAGAAAAGCUCUGAAAUGUACUGUAGAGCUGAAAGUCCAUGGUAUCACUUGUCCAAGUGUCCUCUUACCGUCCCAUGAGGACAUCUACUUGAGCGUCCGGAUGAUGGGACAAUACCUCAAAACAAAGUGUGUCCCCUAUGCCUUCCCUCUUCUGCUGCAUGAGAACAUGGUGUUUACCAAGACAUUCUCAAGAGUAUUUGACCCUGGUGAUGUAGCUGAUCAUCUGCAGAAUGAUACAACUUGUUUGGAGCUCAUCCAGCUUGUUCCCCCAGAAGGUGAAAUUCUGGCCACAUUUAUGGAGAACACCAGAGAUUUCCUUUAUCCAGGAAUAAGCCUGAUUCCCCAAACCCCAGGUUCAGAGAGAGAAGUAUUCAUGAAGAAAUCCGCCUCAUUCCCGGGGAUUUCACCCAAAGUGGAAUUUUCAACCAUGUCUGUCAUUGAGGAGUGUGAUAUGAAAAGUAGCCAGACAGCCAUCUCGCCACGUGGAGCUUCUAACUCUAAGGCCUGCCAUGCACGAUCAAGCAAGUCAAAUGCAAGUGCAGCAGGACCAUAUGGUUACCAGAGACCUACAGUAGCAUCACAGAGCCGCUGCCCAUCACCGUACACUCACCGUAGAAUGUGCCAGCUCACUGAUGAUGCCACACAGCGCCUCCGCCACCUUCAGCUAGGACCAUACACCUUUAAGAAAGACACGGCCCCUCAGCCGCCUUUUGUGGUUCCUUGUAGUCCCAACUCUUCACUAAUUGAAUCUCCAACAAGAUCUUUAGUUCUGCAAUCUUCACCUAAGAGAGACUCCUUCCAGCAGGCAUCUGCAAGAAGUCAUUCUCCGGGUGUGUGUCAUGUAUCCCCUGGGGAGAAGUCCACACCGUGCCUCAGCAGUCCCUUUCACAGAAGAAACCAUGCUUAUCAGUCCACGCCUGUGUCCAGCAGCCUAAGGGACCAGAGUCCACUGCUCAGCCGAUCUACACUCAGAGAAAGGUUUCUGAGCCCAUCUAGUCCCUCACAAUGUGAAGAAAUCCACAGACGAGUUCAGAAGAUUUUACGCUCUCAUGCCACUCCCCGCAAGCUCCGCUUUGAGGAGCAGAGUGAAGACGAAGGAUCUGGUCAGAAUGAACCUGGUCCCUCCAAUGACUACCAGCAACAAGCAAACAGGGUUAUUUCUGGUCAGCCAUCUGUUCCUUUAGAUAACGGAACAUUCUGGACCAACGAAGCUGCCAAAUACACCGGGAAGUCCCACAGAGCAGCGUUUGAGGACAGCCUUGGCAAAAUCUACAAGAACCUGUACAGAAAAGCUUCAAGUCCCACACACCAUGACUCACAAAGCACCUGGACAUAGCCAUCUCUCCAGGAUGCCUAGUUUUGUUUUAAGUCAGUUAUGAGUUAUUUAUUUCAUCAUAAUCCAAACUAAAGUUUCUGAGCUAAUUUUCUCAAGAAAUGCAUAGUAAUGUAGAUCUUGGUUAUAUGUGCCAAUUAUUUAAAUAAAGAACAAAAAAAGCAGGUGUGCUAUGAUAAGAGGAUGAUGUGAUGCCUUUGUAGGAACAAGCUUCUUAAAAACUUGUCAUUUUGUUUUAUGUCGCAUUGUUACUAACUGCAAAAACUGUACACAAUUUAUGUUACAGCUGGAACCCCUGUAACAAUACUACACACCUUCAGAAAUUUAACCAUGCU